UGCAUAACAAAUGGUAUUAUAGGUGAGCUGUUUAAAAAUCAACUGAGAUUUUAAUCUUAACACUGUGAGUCAUUAUUGAUUCCAAAUUAAGGAGUUCAAUGUAAACAUUCAGAAGAUCUCCAAAAAGAAGAAAGUAUAAAAUUCAUUUCUGGAUGAGAAAAGAUGUACACAUUUAUGAUGUUAAAACCAAGAAAAAAGAAAAUAUUAUUAUAUUUUACGACAUAAAAAAGAAAAACUGCAUACUUAGAAGGCAAAAUCAAACUAAAAACACAGUUUCAACAAAUGCUCAGUAUCCUAAAUAUAAUUCCAUCUUCUUCCAUCUACCUAACUCAUAUUUUCAUUGAAUGCCACCUAUACUGAUGAUAAAACUGAGGCCUAGAAAUGAUAAGUAACUGUUUCAGGAUCACUUAGGGCGGCAAAUGUUAAACCAACUCAGACCUCAGAUUGGGAUUCUGCCUCUUUUUUGCUGUCUUUAUAAUGAGAAUUUUGAAUUAGAGAUUAUUGACAUUGCCUUCCAAAUUUAAACCAAUGAUUUACGGCAACACCAUGCUCCAUUCACGAGGUGAGACAGAGAAAAAAUAAAAACACUGAAAUUCGGUUGGAACUGAACUGAAUGAAAGGGGAAAAAAUCCCUCUUUACAAUUAUGAGACUUAUUAGUAUUUUUCCUAAAUGUAACAUCCAGAUGUAAUUGGCUAUGUCUUUUUCAAAAAAUAUUUUUAGUGCUACAAAACUUUUUUUACAGAACGACAGUGCUACAAAACUUUUUUUACAGAACGACUAUAAAAACAGUUCAUUUCUGUAUAAUUUUCAAAAUUACACUUGGGGUCUGGACUAAGUGGAUCUUGAGAUCAAUAAAAAGUCCGGGACUGUUGCCUCUGAAACAUCCUAGGAAGGUGGCCCUUUUAACGUCUGUCAUGCUUAGCACUUAGGAGAUGACCUGAUCCUUUAAAGAAACCUCUCCUUUUUUUAUUCAGUCUUCAAAGCAUUAAGGGAAUAUGUCUGGGUUCAUUAUACACCUUCUAGCUCCUAACUUCUCCAACACUUCUCAACCUUCAGUUCUGACUGCAUUCAUUUCAAUUUGUCUACUCUUUUCCAACUAUUUUUAACUAAGGUAAAUUGUCCAAAUUCUCUUUCUCUUCUGCGGAGGUUUUUAGUACUGCUAACAUCUGAGAUAUACAACAUUUUUAUGACCCUGUCUCUAUUCACAUGAGCCAUUACCAGGUGGAAAUUCCCAGGUGGGAAAUUUCUCUCAGUUCACAUGGCCCAGGAUGCCUUCAUAAAUACUUUCCUGCACAAUUACAUAAAGGACACGAGCCUAGAAGACCUCCACACAUGUCAGAACCCUAGCGCGUCAAAGAACAAGUAGGCAAUUGUGAGCAAUUUGACAACCAAGGGCCUUGGCCGUUCAUUGGACACAGAGCACGUCAAUCCUUGUUUGUCAGCAAAUGAGCCCAAAGCUCGUGACGAGGGGUCACAGGCCACCGUCAACGGUUCCGCGUCAACAGGCCCCGCCCCUCGACUGUGGCCUGGCUCCACUGCCUGAGGCCCGACUUCCGUCGGACGCUUCCGCCAUUGGCCGUCUACCCUCCCGGUCGUGGGGCCUCCUCUGUGGUCCCUUCCGUGACUGCCUCGGUCCAUCUCACUUCCCUCAGCCUCCUCUCAGGGCAGCCACUUCGGGUGCCACCACCUGCGCCACUGCCAUCGUCCCCCGCCCGGCUGAGGUAACUGGCGGCUGCCAUGUCUACCACGGGGGAUGGAGAUCUGGCCCCUGGCGGGCAGGAAGGCCCUGCAGGUGCGGCGGGGGCCCAGGCUGGAGCCCGUGACGGUGUGGACCGCAGCUCCGAGGCUCGCAGGGGUGACUCCAUGCCUGAGGCUGAGGCGGGUGGAGUCGUGGGGGCCUCAGGAGGCCCGAGGGAGGCGGCCCUGGAGGGCGGGAACGCUGAGGAAGAUGCCGACCUCAGGCCGGCUGAGGAGAGGGAGGUGGAGGAGCAGGCGGAGGGCGUGAACCGCAUGGUGGUCUCGCGCCACUUCCCCAUGAACACCUUCCUCUUAACGGUCCUAAAUCUGGCGCACUCGAUGGUGAACCGUUUGUCCGAAAACCACGUCAUACUUCCGCCAAAUGAUGAUCGCGUGUUGGUCUGGCACCAGACCAGGCAGCGCUUGUCCGACCACGGCUCAGCCGCCGUGGCCAGGUUUUCGGAGGUCCAGGUGCCAUCGGAUGAAUCGGGGGAGGGGCCGGCUGAGGAAGCCCCAGACCAGGGGGCGGAGCAGGCGGAGGAAGCCCAGGAGGCGGAGCAGGCGGAGGAAGCCCAGGCGGCAGAGGAAGCCGAGGAGGCCUCUUUAUUGGAGACGGCCACCAAGGAGUCUGAGGAGCCCAGCUCGCGGGAGAUGCCACAGGAGCCUGUCGCCCCUGAGAAAACAGCUGAAUGCCAGGAUGAGAACUCCAAAGAAGAGGCGCAGGGCACCAAAAGUGAGGGGAAAGAAAAGAAGUAUAACAGAAAACAAGAAGAACCAGAAAAGGAUCUGGACCCAGCAAAGGACUGGCCCAGAAAGCCCAGUUUGGAAGACUAGAAAGAAGACAGAGAAAGAAGAAAGGAUCCAUUGUUCGCUAUUUUUAGAUUUUUCAGAAGCCCAUGGGAUUACUAACAUUGAUUUCCUUCCCAAAUCCAUCCCCCAAAAAGCAACUGUCUAAUAAUAAUAUCUAUAAAAAUUCCAAUAUCUAAUUGGGUUUUAUCUUUUCCAGAUAUAUUUGACAGCAUUUGUUCUAGUUAAAACUAAGUUUCAAAGUAGUAAACUGAAAUGUAGAUAGAUUUGUGUAUAUAAAUAAUCCUGAUUUAAAUCUCUUUAAAAUGAGAAGCCGUUUUACAUCAUUGGAAGGCAUCAUCACAUUCCACCAUUUGAUAAGCCUGUUUUAAGUUCUUUUAUUGCAGCCCAAAAUAAAAUUUGUAUUUAAAACAGUUUUGUAAAGACAGAAAUAGGGGUCAAGGCUUUAUAUCUGAACUUGUUUACUGUACUAGUCACUAGCCAUGUGUGGCUACUGAGCAUUGAAAAUGUGGCUACUCUGAGUUGAAAUGUGCUACAAAUGUAAAAAGUGGUGUAAAGUCUCUUUAAUACCUAAUUACACAUUGAAAUGAUAAUCUAGUAUUAAAUAUAGCAUUAAAAUUA
Molecule: messenger RNA, 3166 nt
Organism: Bubalus bubalis (water buffalo)
Lineage: Eukaryota; Metazoa; Chordata; Mammalia; Artiodactyla; Bovidae
Product: cancer/testis antigen 47A-like
Exons: 3
Coding region: 1739-2572 (277 amino acids)
Source: RefSeq, a predicted model, not a curated record